Molecule: messenger RNA, 564 nt
Organism: Homarus americanus (American lobster)
Lineage: Eukaryota; Metazoa; Arthropoda; Malacostraca; Decapoda; Nephropidae
Exons: 1
Coding region: 1-564 (187 amino acids)
Source: RefSeq, a predicted model, not a curated record
AUGGAGAAGUUCCUGAGGCCGGAACGACUGUAUGCUACGCCGAACUCUCCCACCGCUUCAAAGGAGUGGCGUCACUGGUUCCGGACCUUCAACACGUUCCUCACCUCCAUUUCUGCUCUCGAGCCCGACAUGCUAGCCAUUCUCUGCAACUUCGUCUCCCCAUCUGUGUGCGAAUACAUAGCCGACUGUGUCUCAUACGACGCCGCCAUCCUGGAUCUGCAAAACUUGUACAUAAAGCCGAAGAACGAAGUGAUCGCCCGUCAUCUACAAGCUACUAGGAGGCAACAAUCGGGAGAGAGUUUGGACGAAUAUUUACAGGAUCUUCGUCAGCUCAGCAAGGACUGCAACUUCAAAGUUGUCACAGCAGAGGCGAACAGAGACGAGUAUAUCCGCGACGCUUUUAUCAACGGUCUACUAUCUCCUAUGAUCAGACAGCGUCUCUUAGAAAACAAGACUCUCGAUUUGGGUACUGCGUUUGACCAGGCUCGAUCUCGCUCAAAGAAACUCCGAGUCCUAUCUUCGGUCUCAGGCUCCUAUGAAAGCUGCCGCUGUUACUUCACCUGA